This is a messenger RNA of Hippocampus comes (tiger tail seahorse), 280 nucleotides long. Its product is annotated as RING-box protein 2-like. The coding region runs from base 20 to 268 and encodes 82 amino acids. The record is from RefSeq and is a predicted model, not a curated record. The transcript has 2 exons. Lineage: Eukaryota; Metazoa; Chordata; Actinopteri; Syngnathiformes; Syngnathidae.
GCUGUGUGGAGCUGCAGACAUGGAUGACGGCGACGAGCUCGGAAUAGUUCUCUCCCACAACACAUCCUCUGGUUCCAAGUCGGGUGGUGACAAGAUGUUUUCUCUAAAAAAGUGGAACGCCGUUGCGAUGUGGAGUUGGGAUGUCGAAUGUGAUACUUGCGCCAUUUGCCGGGUGCAAGUGAUGGAUGCAUGUCUCCGAUGCCAGGCGGAAAACAAGCAAGAGGACUGUGUUGGUAAGCUAAUGUCAGUUGCAAAACACACAUGCUAAUGUUUAGUCGUU